AUGGAAGGCCCUUUCUUGGGUGGUGGGGACCGGCCAGACCCGGGCCGCUUGCCGAGUCAAACAAACCUCGACGGGUUCGAGGUGAAGCGCAAGAUCUGUGUCGAUCGGACGGACGACACAAGAAUCGAGAAUCGGCUGGAUCCAGUGAGGGAGUUACCGCGCGAGUUUCACCUUGACGCGCGAUGGAACCGCGCUGAGGAGGUGCACGGGGCCACUGGGGCCACACCCAGCUGUGCCCAACAACAGCAGCAGCGCAGGCAAGCGCGGAGUAUCGACCAGGCGGUUGGGCCUUCACUGCGCUGGCCACUAGAAUCAGAGGCUUCCAGGGCGCCGGCAAACUCCGACGCUUCCUCUCUGUUUGCGAUUUGCUCGUGGCAGCACAGGGAUCCAGCACGCCACGGGCUCUGCGCACUGCACACUGCACACGGCACACUGCACACCAGACUGCACCACUCGCCGGCGACAACCUUGCCUUUUUUUUUCCCUCUCGUCCUAGUGUUCGACCUGUUCGAUUCUAUACCAGUCUGGCCUGCUCACUUCAGCCUUAACGGCCCCCGACCGACGCCAUCUUCCAUCACCCGACGCCGUCAAGCCGCUAACGACGAGCAGGCGACUCGCGACGGCGGAUGCGAUUUGCCCAGCCCCAAACGGCUGCUUUCUCCCACUCACCAAGCCAUCUCGUCCCACCUCGGUGCUCUGUCAGCCGCCUGCCCUGCCCGCCCUCCUCCUCCCGACGACACACCCACACACGCCUAG
This is a messenger RNA of Gaeumannomyces tritici R3-111a-1, 756 nucleotides long. RefSeq lists its product as hypothetical. The coding region runs from base 1 to 756 and encodes 251 amino acids. The transcript is spliced from 3 exons. Lineage: Eukaryota; Fungi; Ascomycota; Sordariomycetes; Magnaporthales; Magnaporthaceae. The record is from RefSeq and is a predicted model, not a curated record.